Messenger RNA from Myxocyprinus asiaticus (Chinese sucker), 2573 nucleotides. Its product is annotated as G-protein-signaling modulator 1-like. Gene Ontology annotation, molecular function: protein binding; GTPase regulator activity. NCBI's taxonomy places the organism in Eukaryota, Metazoa, Chordata, Actinopteri, Cypriniformes, Catostomidae. The record is from RefSeq and is a predicted model, not a curated record. The transcript has 5 exons. Bases 279 to 1430 code for a protein of 383 amino acids. Gene Ontology annotation, biological process: regulation of inflammatory response.
UACAAACUAGCAAUGAUUUUAUCAUCCUUUUUUUAUAUUGUAUUUUUAUGCAUCAAGAUAUUCCACUUGUUAAAGUAAUAUGGGCCAAAUAAAUAGGGGGUGGACCAGGGCCAAAUUAGUCGAACAGGAAGAGACAGAGCAGACUUUGAGGUAGUGAAGUUGUCGAUAUAGCGUGCCAGCGUUUAUCUCUUUUAUAAAUUCCUUUUGUGAGAAACACUCAUAUAGUUUGACUAGGAUAUGUGGGAGUUAUUACAUGUUCGUACAAGGAGGUGAGAUGUAUGUGGUGUAUACUUGACAUUCCGCUGUGGGGACCUCAUUUUAACUCUAAGUUUGAGAAGCCUCUCAUAUUUUCUACAUUAUUUAUGGAGAUUUCAGUAGAACCGACGAUGGACUCCACAGAGGUCACAGCUGAAACCUCAGAGGACAAGCAACUGGAACCCCUUCUCAUUUUCGAAGAGGGGGAUGAACCGUCAGAUAUGAUAAACAGCAGAGAAAGAGGAAGGACGGUACUGAGAGUUAGAAAGGCUGAGAAAAACAGAAAAGAUGAGACUGGUGACAUUACAGAAGUCACAGAGGGAAGUCAGCAAGAUGAAAACAAUGUCCAUGUAGGAAAAAGUGAGAGUGGAGCAAUAGAAGGAGAAAUUAAUGAGGAGGGGACUGUAAAUUUAGAACAUCGACAAGAGGAAAGGUUGGAAGAUCACAAAGGGUGUGAAAAUAUGACGAAAGUGGACGAGAGAUUGUCAGACGGGACACAGGAGAUAGCUGAGAAUAUGCUACAAGAGGAGACACAGGAACCAGUGGAGAAAAUGAGAGACAUGUUGACUCAAGAUAAACCGAAAGCUCAAGUUAAACUACGUCCCAAAGACAGACUGAGUCCUGAUGAUGCAAAACAAACGGUUUGCCGGUUAUCGCCAGACUUUCCUGAUGCUCUGUGUGAGCUGCUGUACACGUUACAAGAGGGCCGACGACUCAAUGACCAGCGUUGUUCAUUCAGACUGGAGGGCCGGAGAAGGUGUUACUCUGAACCCAGCACCCCACGCCAGAGUCAUAAAGUGGUCUUCUCCUCCAUGACGUCACUGCAGAAGGAGGAGUUCUUCGAUUUUCUGGUUACCUCGCAGGGUCGUCGACUUGAUGACCAGCGAGCAGAGCUCCAGAACAUUCCUUCAGUGCCCCCACCACCCCAACCCAAAGCCAAACAGAGGAAGAGCAGCUGUAAGGUCACAGAAGUCACCCCAAAAGUUCCCUCACAAACACCCAAGGAAGAUUUAUAUAACAUGAUUGUGAUUUCACAAGCCCAGGGGCGUUUGGAAGAGCAGCGCAGUUCAGCUCCAGGACCGAUGGACGAUGAAGAUUUCUUCUCUUUGUUGUUAAAGGUCCAGGGGGGAAGAUUGGAUGAACAGAGAACCGAACUCAAACCUGUUAGUUUAUAAAUGCUAUCAAGCUAAGAAACAAACAUGAAGUUCCUGCUUUAACGGGCCUGUGUCAAUGUUAUGCAAUGUGUGAGUUUAUGAUGUCAGACUCUUUCCUGUCCGAAUCUGAAUAACUAUAAAGAUUAGACUACCACUGUAAGAAUACUUGCACUACUUUUCAAUGUUUCUGCAUUUAUUGCGCUUAAAACCAAAGCUCCAUACAGAUAAAUGAUGGGAGAUUAUAGUAUGUCUCUUGCUUUUGAAUAUUAAAUACAAAUGUCAAGGAUCUCUGUCUUUUUCUAAUACUGCACAUGUGUCUUUACAGUCUCUAAAUGAAAAUAAAUGUUUAAUUGUAAAUUAUGAUGUUUACUGUUAUAAGGAGAAAGAUACAUAAGCGAAUGAUACAAAGGCUUUUUACAGUAAGCCCACAAAGAGGUUUAUAUAGAUGUUGUAAUUACAACAACUCCUUUUAUGAAAUGCAAAUUAAACAUUGUCAAUUGCAACAGAAAAUAAUUUUAAUUUGUCCCUAAAUGUAUUAAACAAGCCAGAAUUGGUUUUAUAGUAAUGCACUUACAAUUCAAGUCAACGGAACAAGCCAUUGCACUUGGAUAAAUGUUAAAAUAUACACUUUUUUAUUUUGAGAGGAUAGCUACAAGACUAGUUUACAUAAGACUAUUGUGAUAGAAUUACUCACUAACCUUGUCAGUGUAAAAACUUUGUAAAUUUAGACAAUAUAGGAGCCAGUCUUAUGCAUAGACAUGAUAAUGCAUCGCCAGAAGUACAUCUGCCUACUGCUAAAAGAAAAAUUAAAACAGCUCACUUUUCUGCUUUUAAACCCUCCAGAACAUCUUGCCCCAUAGUAAGUGCCUUAAUAUAAACACCAUUCUUGCUUGUUUUAACAAACUGAGGAACAAAUCAAAAUGAUUGUCUGUGGUAUUAUUAUUAUUAUUACUAUCAUGCAUCACAGUAGAAUAAAAUGUGAGUGAAAACACCAGUUUUUCCAUAUUCUGUAGCAAGCAAAAGCAAUAAAAAGAGACAGUUAUUUCAGUGUCAAUUUACACAGAUUUCCAUGCACAUUUGUGUUUUUUUAACCACUGCUGAUGUUUGUUUGAGUGUCCUGUAUUUUCACUAUUGACAUUAAAGAGAUCACUGAACAUGUCAGAA